GGACCCUGGCCCCUGUGUGAGGGGGCCGCGCUAGGGGAUCCCGGGAGGGGUCAGGGCCCUAUAUUGUCCAGGCUCCUCCCCCCUCGGGGAGCCCGGGCUCCUCCUCCUCCCCACCCCCUGGGUUCUCUCACUGCUGCGGGGCACGGGACCCGGGCCGGCUCCGGCACACAGACACUGCUUUAAGACAAAGACAUCAUGGAUAAAUAUGAAAUUAUUAAAAUGAUUGGGGAAGGAGCCUUUGGCAAAGUAUUCUUAGCAAAAGGAAAGGUAGAUAACCACCAAUCUGUUAUCAAAGAGAUCAAUUUAACAAAGAUGCCUGUGAAAGAAAAAGAAGCAUCUCAGAAAGAAGUAAUUCUUCUGGCUAAGAUGAAGCACCCAAAUAUAGUAACAUUCUACAGUUCUCUUCAAGAAAAGAAUAAGCUAUAUAUUGUGAUGGAAUAUUGUGAUGGAGGUGAUCUAAUGAGACGGAUCAAUAUGCAACAUGGAGUGCUGUUUGAUGAGGACCAGAUUCUGGCUUGGUUUGUGCAGAUUUCCUUAGGACUGAAGCAUAUUCAUGACAGGAAGGUUUUACACAGAGACAUAAAAGCACAGAACAUUUUCCUUAGCAAUAAUGGAAUGGUAGCAAAGCUUGGGGACUUUGGCAUAGCAAGAAUGUUGAACAAUACUAUGGAGCUUGCUCGUACCUGUGUAGGGACACCCUACUAUCUAUCGCCUGAGAUCUGUAAGAAUCGACCAUAUAACAAUAAAACAGAUAUUUGGUCUCUUGGCUGUGUUCUCUAUGAGCUGUGCACUUUAAAGCACCCGUUUGAAGGCAGCAGUUUACACCAGCUGGUGCUGAAGAUCUGCAGAGGACAUUUUAUCCCAGUGUCUCCAAAGUAUUCCUAUGACCUGAGGAUUUUAAUUUCCCAACUGUUUAAAAUAUCUCCAAGAGAUCGACCAUCUAUCAAUUCCGUAUUAAAGAAGCCCUUCUUGGAGAAGCGCAUCACCAACUACUUGCCCCCUGAGGUAAUACAGGAAGAAUUCAGCCACACUGUUAUACAUAAAAAAAGACCAUCAGCACAGCCUGCAGCCAAGUUGGUGCAGGUUCCUAAACUUCAAAAAGUGAGAGUCCAGGACCAUCAUCCUCCAAGAUCCAGGAUGGUGGCACCUGUCAAGAAACAGGAAUUAUUACAUAGUAAUGAAUGGAAACCUCCUUCAAGAGUCCAGCAACCUAUUGCCCAGCAUUGGCGCUCCAGAUUUAAGAUGGCAGAAAGGCCAGAAGCUGCCAGAGUACAUGGACAUUAUGGUCAUUACUAUGAUAAACUUGACAACUUGCAGAAGAGACUUUAUGUACAAGAUGACCUUUCUCACAUCAACCAAAGAGUCGAGGAAUAUUAUAAACAGAAAGGACAAGUUGCACCACCCCCACCUGAGUGGCCCGCAGAGUAUCUUCAAAGACAGCUCGAAGCCCAGCAAUACAAGAUGAAAGUGGAAAAGCAGUUGGGACUGCGACCAUCCUCUGCUGACCCACAUCAUAACCAGAUCCAGAAUCAGGAAGUGAUGGAAGAGCAGCUCAAAGACCAUCAGAGGGAUCUGGCUAGAAGGAAUGAAAUGAAAGAAGAGGAAUACCUGAAACAAUUACAGAAAAUUCGGCAACAGUACCACAGUGAUGUAAAAGAACUUAGAUUCAAAGCAGGAGUACUGCAGGAGAAACCGCAAAUAAAAGACAAAACUUAUCUUGUGAAACAAGGGAAUGCUGGGUGCCAGCCCGAUCCAAAAGAUACUCCUGGAAGAAGAGAAGAACCAGUCCAGGAUAUUGAAGAAAACUUGAAACAUAUCAGACUACAGAACUGGCAAGAGAGAAGAGUCCUGGAAAAGAAACAUAAAACAAAGGGAGGAGUAAAAUUUGAAAUUAAUUUAGAUGCAUGUGUUCCUGAGGAAGAUACUGUGCAAGAAGAGGAACUAGAUAAACUUAAUGAGACGUUAACUUUUGAGGAUGGUGAGAAUCUUAAGGAGAAAUGGAUGAAGAUCUAUGAAGAUUACACACAAAAAUCUUUGGAAGAACUUUGCUCUCCAGAAGCAGAGGCUGGCAAUAUAGAUAAUGCCAUGGAAAUCAGAAAACAAUGGCAAGUUAGAGUCCCACAGACUCUCCUGGAUUUUCUAGCUGAGGCAGAUGUCACAUCUGUCUGCCCUACAAUGGCUGAAAGUGAACUUGCUGGCCAGGUGGUUGUCGUACCUGAAGAAACCCCAGAAAACAGGAAACAGUGGAAACAAGAAGCACCUGGCACACUGCUGAGUAUCUUAGCGAAAGCAGAACUAUCUAAUGACUCCUUUGGCUGGACUGAAGAGGAAUCUGCAGGGACACUGUCACCCUGGCCGCCAAAAGAGAGUAAGGAAGAUAAUGCAGAAGCAGGCUCCACUAUCGAUACCGAUGAAAACAGACUUGAGCCAAGAUCGGAUGAUGAUGACACGAACUUUGAAGAAUCUGAAGAUGAAUUGAGGGAUGAACUGGUGGUAUCACUAGAAAAAGCGAUAACUUCUCUGGCAGAGGAAGUCAGAGAGGUGCCAAUCCAGUCAGCGAACAAAGACGAACCAGAAGAAGAGAAAGACAGGUUAGCUAGUGAAAUACCUGGGAAACCUGAUGAGAUUUUAGACAGAAACACUGAUCCAUUUACUGCUGACAUAUGUAAUGGAGAAGGCAGUCAGGAAGCAGCACUCAGCUAAAAUAGGAGGUUGACUGCUGUUUCAAGACUUUCAUAAGUUGCUGGAAGAUACAGCCAUAGCAGGGCCAAUAUUUUAAAAAUGGGGGCCUAAAGUUAGGUUCUUCAAUCCAUAUUUAGGCACCUGAAGUGGCGGCCUGCUUUUCAAAAUGCUGAGCACUCAUUUGAAGCAAAUGGGAGCUGCUGGGCAUGCUGCACUUUUAACAUUCAGGCUACUUAUUCAAGUGGCUAAAAUUAAUCUUUUUUAAAAAUCUUGGGCUAAAAUGAAAAGCAAACUCAGCUUCUGCUUAUAUCUUUACUCAUCUACACUGCCUCUCUCUAUCCACUCUUUAGUACAUUCCUGACUCUUUUAUCUGUUCCACAUGACAGAAUUGCACUCUUCUGGUUAUCUACUCCCCUUCCCCCAAAUCCAUCUGUUUUGUGAAGCUUUCCAGUCAUUAUAUGUUGUCCUGUGCAGCUUGUAGCUCCUGCUAGUAAGCCAUUAAGAGACAGGAACCCAUAGUUUGACUUGCACAGCUCUUAUUUUAUAUAGCAUCAGGUACACUUAAACUCUUUUAUAAUGAUUAAUAAUAGCAGCAAAGGUUACUAGUACCCCUAGUAUGUUAUGUAUCUGAAUUUCUAAUUAAAAGUACCAUUAUGCAAAAAAUUUGACAACUGGAACAUGGUAAAGAGUUAUUCCAGCUGUCAUUUUCUCCUAUCCUCUCAAAUUUUAGAUGUAAGCUGUCUGGAUACUAUUUAAAUGGAAGGAACACAAAUAAUAAAACUUUUUGAUUUUAAUAGUU
Chelonia mydas (Green sea turtle) is the source of this 3481-nucleotide messenger RNA. It is a transcript of the gene NEK5, whose product is annotated as NIMA related kinase 5. The transcript has 23 exons. Lineage: Eukaryota; Metazoa; Chordata; Testudines; Cheloniidae. The record is from RefSeq and is a predicted model, not a curated record. Gene Ontology annotation, molecular function: ATP binding; protein kinase activity. The coding region runs from base 196 to 2703 and encodes 835 amino acids. Gene Ontology annotation, biological process: protein phosphorylation.